Penicillium malachiteum is the source of this 1734-nucleotide messenger RNA. RefSeq lists its product as uncharacterized. Gene Ontology annotation, molecular function: oxidoreductase activity. The record is from RefSeq and is a predicted model, not a curated record. NCBI's taxonomy places the organism in Eukaryota, Fungi, Ascomycota, Eurotiomycetes, Eurotiales, Aspergillaceae. The coding region runs from base 1 to 1734 and encodes 577 amino acids. The transcript is spliced from 7 exons.
AUGGCGCAGGCAACUUAUGCAAUCCAAGGCAUUCCAUUGCCUACAGAACACCCAAAUCCCCCAUCUCGGAAAGAGGUCACGGCCUGGAUAAAUGACCCGAACAAUUCGCGCCAAGUCUCUCUGUUCAUGAGAGCUCUUACCGAGUUCCAGAAAUUAUCUCCAACUCAGGAUCGGCUUUCAUAUUAUCGAAUCGCAGGCAUUCACGGCAACCCUGAUGUAAGCUGGGAUGGAGUUGGCAACCCUCCUGGCUUGACUGGUUGGUGGUGUGCACAUAACAAGGAGACCUUUGUCACUUGGCACCGUCCAUACCUGGCACUAUUUGAGCAACGAAUUUACGAUACCAUGUUGACUAUCAUCGUGAGAGAUAUUCCUGAAAACAAAAGGGGACUAUGGAAAGACGCAGCGAAGGAAUGGCGCCUGCCCUACUGGGAUUGGGCUUCAAAGCAGGCAUACAUAAACGAUUACGGAUUACCACAGAUCUUCACUAAGGAGCGGAUCGAUAUUUUGGACAUUGUUAACGAUGAUCCUCCUACAAUGGUGAAUAUUAUUAAUCCGCUUUCGAGAUUCGCCAACCCUACUGGUGUCGCUAUGGGUGAUAAAAAGAUGGGCGAGUUUAGCCUUGUUGGAACCCCGUGGGACAAGGCAAUUGCAACCAGCAGGUGGGGUAUCGACCUUACGAAGCCUGCAGCUAGAUGGAUGAAUGGCAUCAAUAAUUGGAAUGAUGCCAAUAAAGCUAUACAGGGAGGGUCUGGGAUAACAACAAUUGAAGACGAGGUCUACAGAUUAUUCGCUACCAACUUCAGCUCCUGGGAAUCAUUUGAGUCAACAAAGUUCCACGCAGACACAAAUAAUGAUUACUUGUCGUUGGAGUUCGUCCACAAUGUCAUUCACGGAGCAACCGGAGGUGGUAAUGGAAGACUCGGGCACAUGGCCGAUCCUUCAGUUGCUGCUUUUGACCCUAUCUUUUGGUUCCAUCAUUGCAAUAUAGAUCGUCUGGCGGCGAUAUUUCAAACGCUCCACCCAGCUAUGUGGUAUAGCCCUACGACAGGAAUCGGAGCAGCAAAGCUUGAUCCUUUCCAUCGAGAUACGACAGGCGCGUCAUGGAGCUCCGAUGAAUGUAGAGACUGGAAAACCAGUCUCAAAUAUAAUUACGACGAUUUAUCAGUUCAAGUCUCACCAGUAGGAUCUGCUAGACUGUUCGCCCUCACUCCUGGCGCCACUAGCGACCGACAGAUGGAUGUUCAGGAUGACCUCUCAGUUCUCCGGAUGAAAAUCAACGAGAAGUAUGGUACCUUACGUCGAGAGAUUCAACGUGCUUCUGAUAUAAUCGGGAGAGAGAAUGACUAUACGAUUAACGUCGAAUAUGACCGAUACGCGUUAGAUGGAGCAUCCUACUACAUUCGCUUCUUUCUCGGCAUACCACCAAGCGAGGUGGAGUCCUUUGCUCGACCUGAAACCUACAUUGGCAGUAUGUUCACCUUCAGCAGUACUCUAGAGGGAACUAGAAAUACUGUACAGUGCCACAAUUGCCUUGAACAAAAGAGAGAAGGGGUAUUAUCUACCGCACAAAUCCCAAUCACGAAGGCGAUAUUGGACUUGGCCAAAGAUCCUGGCAAACCGGAUUUCCGCACAAUGGAACCAGAGGAAGUGGAGACUUAUCUUGAGACAAAUCUAACCUGGAGAGCAGUUAUUGCAAUUGAGGUAAGCCAUAGCACGUCUCCUCCAUACCUUUAG